UACGUAUAAUGGAAAAGAGAUUUGGCAUCGUUUCGAAUCUUAUGUUUGCGUUCGGCGUUGCUUUAUUCUUCUCUAAUUUCACACGCUUUUAGUUUUAUUUGCUUUAUACUUUUUUGUCUCCUAAAGAGUUACAAAACGUAUGUUUCAUACUUGCUCUUCCUUCAGUAUCGAUGUGUUGGUAAACGAAUUUCGCUGCUUUUAGUUUAUUCGCUUAACCUUAAUAAUUGUGCUUUUUAUAAAUACACUUUUAUAUUGUACACAUGGCAGCAUUGCCAUUGUUAAUUCUCUAUUGAAUAUUUUUUAGAGGACAAAUAUUGUUGAAAGAGUAGACCAGAGAAAAAUUAUUAUAUUCUACGAAUCGUGCAGUGCGUGAAGAAUUAAGAGAAUUCACUUAUCAUUUUUAUUAAUUCGCCAAUCCGCUAUUUUAUAAAAAUCGGUUGUCCAAGGAAUUCGAACAUUAAUUUUUACAGGUUUUGAAUGACAAAAUGAUUCCAACAAGUGGUAGUAGUCAGUAUUUGAUAUUGUACAAUGCACAAUGCGGAGUUUAAAACAAAACAAAAUACUACUACAAGAGAACUACGUCAAAGAAAAUCUUACAAAAAGAGCUCCAAGUCUCGGAAAAAAAUGGUGGGUUCAGGCAAUGAAGAACUACUUGAUCAUGACUUGGCUGAUGUUAAGAUGGAGUUAUUGGGGAAUGAGUCUGACGAAGACUUGAGCGAUGACUGUGAUACAAAACAACUAAUAGCACCUUCCCAUUCAGAUUUAUCAAAUAAAAAACCUGAUAAAUCUACAAAAGUCUCAGAAGAAGCUAGCGAUGAAGAAAAUGUUGUUUCUACUUUUCUUCAAAUACUGAUUCCUUUUGCAUUAGCUGGUUUUGGAAUGGUGGCUGCUAGUUUACUCCUUGAUGUUGUUCAGCAUUGGCCAGUAUUUGCAGAAGUUUCAGAAGUUUAUAUUCUAGUUCCAGCCUUAUUAGGUUUAAAGGGUAAUCUAGAAAUGACUUUAGCAUCUCGACUUUCUACCCAAGCCAAUUUAGGUCACAUGGAUACAAAAAAACAGCAAUGGAGUUUAAUUGUUGGAAAUCUAGCCUUAAUCCAAUGCCAAGCUAUGGUUGUCGCAUUAUUAGCAUCACUUGCUGCUGUUGCCUUAGGAUGGUUACCUAAAGGAGAAUUCAAUAUUCAUCACGGUUUACUUCUGUGUGCCAGCUCAUUAGUGACAGCAUGUAUUGCUAGUUUUGUACUUGGUUUAGUAAUGGUCAUGGUAAUAUUGCUGUCAAAGCGUAUGAACAUUAAUCCAGACAAUGUUGCAACACCCAUUGCUGCAUCUUUAGGAGAUUUAACAACAUUAGCUCUUCUUGCUUGGAUAUCUUCUUUUUUAUAUAAUGCUAUUGCUGAAGCUCCCUGGAUAGCCCCAAUUAUAAUUGGACUUUAUGUAUUGGUCACUCCUGUCUGGGCUUUUAUUGCAGCUAAAAAUCCUUUCACCAAGGAAGUUUUAAAUCAUGGCUGGGCUCCAGUUAUUUUUGCAAUGUUAAUAAGCAGUGCCGGAGGCUUAAUUUUAGACUAUACAAUUUCAAGCUACGAAGGUAUUGCAGUUUUCCAACUAGUUAUUAAUGGAGUUGGUGGAAACCUUGCUGCUGUUCAAGCUAGUAGAAUAUCAACUUCAAUGCACAAACAAGAAAAUAAAGAUUCUGAAGAAACAACCGUCAUGUGCAUUAAUCCUUUCUAUGUCUUCUUUUCGAAAGGUGGACAUGCAAAAACAGCACGACUUCUUUUAACAAUGGUUAUUCCUGGUCACAUGUGCUUUAGUUACAUUAUCAGUUAUUUGAAAGCUGGACACACAUCAUUUACGCCUACUUUUAUGGCGUUUUACUUAACUGCAGCUUUUUUGCAGGUCAUAUUAUUAUUAUACAUUGCUCGAUUAUUGGUCGUUUGGAUGUGGAAUAGAGGCAUGGAUCCUGAUAGUACAGCUAUUCCCUAUUUAACUGCUGCAGGUGAUUUAAUUGGAACAGCUUUGUUAGGUAUUGCCUUUCAUUUACUUAAUGCCAUUGGAGAUGGAGAUUCUGAUGUUGGAGACUGAAAGAAAAAGGCAAGAUAUGUAUAUGUAAAUACAACUUUGUAUAUUUGAAUAUAAUUUUUAAUGGAUAUCUACUUUAUAUAAAGAUCGUCGUGUAACGUCGUGAUUUCAAAACAAAAUGAAAAAUUGGUUGUACCUAGGAUGUGAGUUGUAACAAAAAUCAAAAUUAAUUAUGAAUUGAUGACAUCGUUUUUAGGAUCAAAUAAUUAUUUUAAUGUAAAAUUAA
This is a messenger RNA of Trichogramma pretiosum, 2296 nucleotides long. Its product is annotated as solute carrier family 41 member 1-like. Gene Ontology annotation, molecular function: monoatomic cation transmembrane transporter activity. Lineage: Eukaryota; Metazoa; Arthropoda; Insecta; Hymenoptera; Trichogrammatidae. Gene Ontology annotation, cellular component: plasma membrane. Bases 529 to 2073 code for a protein of 514 amino acids. The record is from RefSeq and is a predicted model, not a curated record. Gene Ontology annotation, biological process: monoatomic cation transport. The transcript has 7 exons.